AUGGAAAAUUCAAGUCCACCUACAAACUCACCUUCUGGUUUGCUUUUAAUGACUCCUGUGGAAGAAAAGCCUGAUAAAGUUCGAUUAAAAAAAGAACUUGGUCUGCUUGAAGGAGUUGCUAUUAUUCUUGGAAUUAUUUUUGGGUCAGGUAUUUUCAUUUCUCCAAAAGGAGUAAUACAGGAAGUUGGCUCGGUUGGAAGUUCCCUUCUUGUUUGGGCUGUUUGUGGCUUACUCUCCAUGAUCGGUGCCCUUUGCUAUGCUGAGUUAGGCACAUCAAUUCCUAAGUCUGGUGGUGACUAUGCUUAUAUAUUUGAAGCUUUUGGACCAAUUCCUGCCUUUUUGUAUUUGUGGGAUGCUAUGCUUAUAUUUGUGCCUACUACUAAUGCUAUUAUGGGACUGACAUUUGCUAAGUAUGUAUUACAGCCAUUCUUCCCUGACUGUGAGCUUCCAGAUUUGUCUGUGAGAUUAAUAGCUGCCUUAGUUAUUUGUUUUUUUACAUAUAUCAACUGUAUCGAUGUCAAAGGGACAACACGAGUUCAAAAUGCUUUUAUGUUUACAAAAGUUGCAGCUCUUGUUCUUAUUAUCUUUGUUGGAGUUUAUUAUUUGGUUUUUAAUAGUUCCAAGAAUUUUGAAAACGCUUUUGAAGGAACUAAUUAUAGUCCUGGUAAAGUUGCGAUAGCAUUCUAUGCUGGAAUUUUUUCUUAUUCAGGCUGGAAUUAUUUGAAUUUCAUGACUGAAGAAUUAAAAAAUCCAUAUGUGAAUUUACCUCGUGCCAUCUAUAUCUCAUUGCCUUUAGUCACCGCUAUUUAUGUGUUAGCGAACGUUGCUUAUCUUGCAGUUUUGACUACUACACAAAUUAUCGCAUCCAAUGCUAUUGCUGUGACAUUUGGUGAUGCUGCAAUGGGAUAUUUUGCCUGGACUAUGCCUUUUCUAGUAGCCCUUUCAGCAUUAGGAGGAUUAAGUGUUCACAUAAUGACAUCUUCAAGAAUGUGCUUCGUAGGAGCAAGAUAUGGUCAUUUCCCAACAAUGUUGUCUCAUAUUAAUGUUAAUAAGUAUACUCCGACACCAUCUCUUGUUUUUCUUGGGAUUUUAUCACUGAUAAUGUUAUGUACAAGUGAUGUGUAUCUACUGAUUACAUAUUCCAGUUUUGUGGAAUCAUUUUUUAUUAUGCUGUCUGUAUUGGGACUGAUUUGGUUGAGAUAUAAAAAACCAGAUAUGCCUCGCCCGAUUAAGGUUUCAUUGGCGGUUCCUAUUAGUUUUGUGAUUAUAUGUAUAUUUUUGGUAACAGUACCAAUAUUUGAAAAGCCUUUUGAAGUUGGAGUUGGUAUUUUGAUUACUCUGAGUGGGCUUCCUGCUUACUACUUUGGUGUAGUAUACCAAAACAAACCAGCUUGGUUUACUCGCAUGUUCAAUGGCCUGACAUAUGCUAUGCAAAAACUGUUCAUGGCUGCCAAAGAAGACCAUCUUGAAGAAAAAGACUAUACUUCGUAA
This is a messenger RNA of Nezara viridula (southern green stink bug), 1491 nucleotides long. The record is from the annotation of a GenBank genome assembly. Lineage: Eukaryota; Metazoa; Arthropoda; Insecta; Hemiptera; Pentatomidae.